This is a messenger RNA of Centruroides sculpturatus (bark scorpion), 1100 nucleotides long. RefSeq lists its product as uncharacterized. The record is from RefSeq and is a predicted model, not a curated record. The transcript is spliced from 8 exons. NCBI's taxonomy places the organism in Eukaryota, Metazoa, Arthropoda, Arachnida, Scorpiones, Buthidae. The coding region runs from base 177 to 911 and encodes 244 amino acids.
UUUACUUAAAGCUUGUUUAUUUAAUAAUAUUAAAAAUUAAGAAAGCAAGAUACUAGGCCUAAAUCGUGCUUAAUUCAACAAAAAAUAUUAUAAUUUAUUAUGAUUAAAAUAAAAAAUAUCAUAAUAAAUUGGAUGAUCAAAAUGCAUUAUUUUUAUUUUUAAAAUAUUAAAGAAAAAUGUCGUUUUAUGUGCUUUUAAUAAUAUUUUUUCUGAGUAACAUUAGUAAUAUACAAAGCAAUUUGUGCGAAGAGAAAGAAAAUAAUAAUCAAGAUAAAUUCUUUUCCGAUUUCAACAAGGAAAAUAUUUCUUACGAAAAUCAAGCAGUACAAACAUGUUUUGAGGAAGAAAAAGAUGAAAAACUUUUAAAUAGGCGUAGUUAUUCAAUAUUUUCGUGUAUUCUUCAUGCUUUCUGCUCAUUAUUUCAUUGGCUAUUGAUUGUAUUUUUCACGAUUCUUAAAGACUACAACCUGACUGUAAUAUUCUGUAUCGCAUUAAUAUUAUUUAUAGGAAUAAUUCUCAUGAUUAAGAAAUUCUUGACAGAAGCUAAAACCUCAACGGAAUCGUUUAGAGUUAUAAAUGAUGAUAAUAGGGAAGAUAAUAUAUCAGAUGGAGGUAUAAUUGAAGAAGAAUCUGAAUUUACUGUCAUGGAAGAAAAUAAAAUAUGCAACGAAAGCUUCGAUGAUGCUGCAGCAAAAAGUGAAAAAUCAGAUAAGGAUCUAAUUUUAGAAGAAUCUGAAUUUAUCUCAAUGGAAGAAUAUAGAGCACAGGAAAAAAUUUCUGAUAAAAGUCUAAGCAUUGAGGAUGAAUCAAGAAUAGAAAUUGAACAAAAAUUUCUGGAAGAAAAAUCAAUUGAGAUGAUGACGGAUGAAGAUGAAUGGGAAAAAUUAGCAGAGGCUGAGAAUAUAACAUAGGGAAGGUAGGUAAUCGGUCAAAUUUUGAUCCCCGGUUUUCUUGCAUUUUUCGACGUUUUGACGCACUACAAACCCAAAAAUGUAUGAAAAAAUCCCUUACAAAAUUCCAUGUGUGUGUGUGUGUGUGUGUUGGAGUCUAUUUUACACUGUAUUUUAGGACUGGAUAAACCUAAAUCUAAAAUAAAAAUU